UUUCUCAUUUUUUCAAGUCAAACAUUUCGACACUUGGAAAUCAUCGAAACACUACAACUAAUUUUGGCGGGCCACCUCCCUCAUCAUUUCGUCCAUUUCGGAAUCGUUUUUAUACUUCUGGAAGUUCACAAUUUAACAACAACAAUAACAAAUCUAGACGUACACGUUCUUUUGAAAUUUCUGAUUGGACAAAUUCUUCAACAACAACUUUGUUUAAUCAACAACAACAAUUUACUGCUUGGUUACAACCUUCAAAUUUGGAAAUUGUAACUGGUGGAGGAGAAGGAAUGAGUACUUCAAAUUGUAGUAGUAGUGCAAGUAGUGGGGCUGUUAUUCAUCAUCAAAUGGCUGUUGGGGGAAAUGGAAGUUGUGGAGGGGGAGGAAUUCCUUUCCAAAUUUAUCCGACAGGACAGAUUGUGUUGACUAAUGAGCCGUCAUUAAUUUCGCCAACUAGUGCUUUUAGUGAACCAAUAAUCACUAAUAAUCAACAACAACCACUACAACAACAACAACAAUUACCACCAAUAAUUCAAUCAACAAAUGGAAUUGGUGAAAAAAGUGAGGAAGGAGGAGGAGAAAAAGAUGAGCAACAAUUAAAUAAUUUAAAUAUUUUAGAACAACAUCAACAACAACGUUCACAAAUUCCUUCACUUUUUUCAAUACAACCAUUGAUGUCACCACCUAUAAUGCCACAAAAUACAGCUACAAAUAUAUUGCCUAAUCAGCAACAAUAUAUUAAUCCGUAUAUGGCUUUGCAAUACCAAUAUCAGCCAAUGAUGAUCAAUAAUGCUGCAAAUCCAGCCCAAUACCAAUAUUUUACUGAUAAUGCUAAUAUAUUGCACUACUACCCAACUUAUUAUCCAAUUUAUCAACCUCAUCAACAACAACAAACUUUCAUUGAUCCGUAUCAUCCUUUGACUGAGGAAAAUGUAAGGGGAGAGUGUUUUUUCUAA
Molecule: messenger RNA, 953 nt
Organism: Meloidogyne enterolobii
Lineage: Eukaryota; Metazoa; Nematoda; Chromadorea; Rhabditida; Meloidogynidae
Source: the annotation of a GenBank genome assembly